AUGGGUGGACAAAAGUUUGAGUAUGAUGAAAGUGGGUCUACUUUCUUUUAUUUCGUUCUUUCAUUCCUCGCCUUAAUACUUGUGCCAGCAACUUUUUAUUAUUGGCCAAGAAAACGAAAGGAAGAUCCUGUGAAGCAAGCAGAACGUUGUCAAUGUCCAAAUUGUAUAAAAAAGCAGCAAAUUAUUGAACAAUCACAGCCAUACAAGAGCCUCAAAAAUCUUUUUAUUAAAUUAGCUAUAAUCUCAGGAUGGGUACUUCUUGGUUUCUUAGCAUAUAAAGUGUCACAGUUUGACUAUGAAAUGUCCAAUUUUGAUCCUUAUGACAUACUUGGUUUGCCACCUGGAGCUACUCAGGCUGAAAUUAAAAGAUCAUAUCGUAAGCAAUCUCUCAUACUCCACCCGGACAAAGAAACUGGUGAUGAAAAAGCUUUCAUGAGACUCACUAAAGCAUAUCAAGCACUUACAGAUGAAGAAGCACGUAGAAAUUGGGAGAAAUAUGGUAAUCCAGAUGGCCCUGGCGCUAUGAGCUUUGGUAUUGCAUUGCCUAGCUGGAUUGUUGAAAAAGAAAAUAGUGUGUGGGUGCUUGGUUUAUAUGCACUUGUAUUUAUGAUUGCUCUACCUACAGCUGUUGGUACCUGGUGGUAUCGCUCAAUACGAUAUUCAGGAGAACAGGUGUUGUUGGAUACAACACAAAUGUACUUCUAUUUUUGCCACAAAACUCCUUCAAUGCCUCUCAAGCGUGCACUAAUGAUUCUUGCAGCAUCUUGUGAAUUCGAUCGAAGGCAUAACUCUGAAAUUAUUGAGAGGAUAACAGACAAUGAGGAAGUUCCCGCUCUAUUGCGGGAACUACCAAACCUCGGCGAGAAAAAUAAGGAGCAGCCACUAUGUCGACCGUAUAGUAUAAAAGCGCGUGCACUUCUGCAUGCACAUUUGUCACGUAUGCGGCUGCCGCCAGACACACUUGAAUGUGAUAGACGUUAUGUGGUUUCGCGCUGUCCCGAUCUCAUCGUCGAGAUGGUUAACUGUGUUAACCAACUUAUCGCACUUGCUUAUGCUAGAAGAAUUCCUCGUUUACCUACUAUAGAAACAAUUGAAAACUGCAUGAAACUAUCACCAAUGAUAGUUCAGGCCCUCUGGGAGUACAAAUCACCACUACUUCAGCUGCCAUACAUUACAGAAGAUCACCUAAAAUAUUUUACAAACCGCAAAAAACAUAUAAAGUCACUACUUCAAUUAGCACAGUUGUCCGGUGAAGAUAGGCGACAAAUACUGAGGUUCCUAAAUGAUAAACAGUAUGAGGAUGUUGUGAAAGUUUUGGGAAAUAUGCCAUAUAUACAUUUCCAAGUCAACACUGAAGUUAUCGACGAUGAAAAUUCUACAGUAGUGACAGCUGGCGCAAUAGUUACUGUGACAGUGUCGCUCCGGAGAACCAAUAUGAAGGAACUCUUUGGAGAUACAACUUUAAAAGAAAAGGAAACUAUAAAGGAAAAUGAGGAAGGUGGUGGUGGUGAAAAUGGUGAAAAGGUUGAAAACGACAAAAAUGAAAAGAAUGAUAAAAAAGAUACAUUUAAAAGACCAGUUUGGAUGAAACAAGCCAAAAAACAAACGAAAAAAUCAAAGAAGACGGCGACAAAUAAACAGCAGCUAGUAAAACCUGCACCUGUAAAUACGGUGGUCACCUCGCCCGUCACUAAUGAUACCAAGAAAACUAAAGAACCAAAGAAAAAGGACGAUGAUGGUGAAGAGUCGGAUUUCGGCAGCUCGGACGAGUCCGGUUCACACAGCUCAGGUUCAGAGGAUGAGUCUCGCGACAAGUCGUCUGCGGCCGAGGACGACGACCAGUGGGAACGCUUCCAGAAGCGGAUACUGAAACGGGAACGCCUCGAGGGACGCUCCAAAAGCUCGCAUCCCGUGCACUGCCCGUACUUCCCACAGGAGAAGCAAGAGUAUUGGUGGUGUUACAUCUGCGACCGCAAGUCGCGGACACUGCUCACGGCGCCGGCCCACGUGACGGCGCUGACCGAGGCGCACGAGCUGCAGCUGCGCUUCACGGCGCCGCGCUGGCCCGGCCUCUACACGCUCGCCUGCUGCCUGCGCUCAGAUUCAUAUAUCGGCAUGGACCAGCAACAGGACAUGAAGCUGGACGUGAAAGAAGCAGCCGCGGUCCCGGCUGACCACCCGCAGUGGGAGCUCAGCGACUCCGAUACUGAUAACAAUGAUCAGGGCGACAACGAGAGCGAGUUCACGACAGACGACGACGUGGAAGACGACCCAUCAUCCAAUAUGGCACAGUUAAUAACUGUGCGGCUGAAUAAGUCCGAUCAGCAGCCACUGGGAUUUCGGCUCCAGGGUGGCAAAGACUUCGGGACGCCCCUCAUUGUUCAAAAAGUGAAUGGAGGCAGCGCUGCGGAACGCGCGGGUCUUCAGGCGGGCGACGCGCUCAUCCGCGUCAACAACACCGACGUGUACAACUUGCGACACCAGGAGGCGCAGGAUGCUAUCCGUGCCUCCGGCGGCGCCCUCGAGCUCACCGUACAGCGCGGUGGUAGCACAUGGCGCCCAUCGGUGACACCAACUGGCAGUCUACCGCGUCCCGGCUCGCGGCCGCUCGGCGCCGCUCCUGCUCCUGUUACCAACACCUCGCUGAAGGCAACACCGCAGCCUUCGCGCAAUUUUGGAUCUGGACACAACAGCGUCGCCAAGCCUUUUGGCUACAUGAACGGCAAUGACUCGAUGAAAAGUGUUGUAAAUAAACAAUACAACUCGCCGGUGAACAUGUACAGCGACAAAAGCAUUGCUGAGACGCUAUCUGCGCAAACCGAAGUGCUGGCUGGCGGCGUGCUAGGAGUAAAUUUCAAAAAGAAUGAGAAGACAUAUGAUGCGGAAAAGAGUGCUGUGUUCAAGGUUUUGCAGGAGGAACAAAACGAUCCUGAGCCAGUAGAGGCAAGCGUAACGAACGCUUCACCGGCGCCGGUGAGCGGACUGCGGCACGUGACCGCUCCGGUCACGAAGCCCGACGCGCCGCUCAACACGGGCGGCCUACCUCCCGGCCAGAACAUUUGCGAGGACUGCGAAAGACUCAUUACCGGUGUGUUCGUGCGCAUCAAGGAUAAGAACUUGCACGUGGAGUGCUUCAAAUGCUCUACGUGCGGUUCGUCGCUGAAGAACCAAGGCUACUAUAACAUAAACGGCAAGCUGUACUGCGACAUCCACGCGAAGCUCGUGGCGCGCCAGAACCCGCCUGCACCUAACCUCGAGCCUGUCACCGUGCCGCCUGGCAGCCGAAUUCCAACAAACACGUAUUCAACACCUUUGCCUCCACUUGCAACCAACAACUACACCAACGGCUCGUCUUCUAUGUUUAGCCCGUCAAGCAACAUAUCGAGUUCGGGACCAAAGCCGUUUGGUUCGUCGCUGGGUUCGACGUACUCGCCGUCGCUGUCGCCGCGCUCGGCUCCCAUGUCGCCUGCGCGGCCCGCCGCCGCGCCCGCGCCCCCCACCGCGCCCGCGCCCGCGCCCUUCGCACCCAAGGGCCCAGGUUCCAUUUUUAAAGCUCAAAAUGUAAAAAGCAUUGUGUGGCCUCCACCAUCGAACCCCCCUGAUGACGGUAUGAGUGAUGCCGAUCAAAAAGUCAUGCACAUGGAUCCAAUGGAAGAAAGAAGGAAAUGUGAUGAAAUCAUGAAAAAUGAAAACUCCAAAUCAGAAAUUGUUAAUCACAUACAAAAAUGUUCGGAAGUAGUUUCUACGGAACAAACAGCUGUAUAUUCCUCUGAUGUUCAAUUUAGUACAGCUAUGAUAUCCGCAGCAACGACCACUUCGUCGCAAUCUGCAUCAAUGGUUGAGAGCAAACAUUCUGGGAUCAUAAAAGAAACCACAAGCUCCGUCCACUCCCUUAUAGAACAUGCGUCUGUUCAAAAUCAAAGUAUAUCAGUUUAUGAAUCGCAGAUAAAUCCAAAAGAUUUGGUUCAACUGUCUUUGAAUAACCCAACUGAGAACAUAAUGAACAAUAAAGACAUAACUAACGCUUUUGAAGAAUCUACUAAAUCAGAAGCCUUUAUAAAAACACAUUCGAUUAAAGCUACUACAACAAAGGAAGGAAAAGUUGACGCGAAUGUUGAAUUUAAUGUCUUAGAAAAUAAAAAUAAAUGUAAGAGCGAUGUGAACGUCAUAAAAAACUUACAACAAUCUACAGUUAAACCACCUGAUACCAUUCCUUUCAUCAAAAAUCCUAUCGAACAAAAACUACAGUUGGGAUCUAAUGAAGAACGAAUAACAAAAAACAAUGCUUCAAGUACCACGACAGAAGCAUUUGUUACUGCUCCUGAACCGGUAUAUUCACUUUCGUCUCCACCACAAGGAUCUAAUUUGCUACCAGUUAUUAACAAAAGUGAAAAAUCAAAUACUAUAGUAUUUCCAGAUGAAACAACGGCAAUACAAAGCCAAACAAAAGCCUUAAAGAAACUGGAGGCAAAAACAAAAUGUGAUAGUCCGUCUAAAUCGAUGGAAAAAGUGUUCAAUGAACCAGCUAAAAAACGGGUUCCUUCGCAAGUGUCUACUGUGUCUUCGGAAAAACGCGGUUCUCUUAGAGAUGCACUUACGAUAGCUCCAGAGCGACCAUACAGUCCUCUGAGUUUCUCAAAUAUACCGAAAUACUUUACAUCAACAUCUUUAGAUAAAUAUAAGUUCUCAGAUAUUUCACCUCAAACUGAGUCGAAAACGCCGUUGGAAUCUUCAAUUUCAAACGAACCAAAUCAAUGCUUAAUUCAACAAAAGGGGAAAAACGUACAAUCAUUGUCAGAACCAUCAGCCUUUAAACCCGUAGUCAAGCAAGUUUUCCCAGCACUAAAGCCUGAGGAAACAAUGUCUGCGUUUGCUUCUGCUUCUGUAACGAGUCAACCUAACUUUGAGCGUAAUAUCAAUGAAGAGUUAUCUCAAACAGCAUCGGAGCAUUGUGCUGUAACAAGCACUAGCCGUAUCCAUAGUUUUACAUCAGCGUCACAAAAUAAUUUUGAACAACAAGAUAAAAAUGAGACUAAUUCCGAGCGAAUUCUGCCUCAAAGAGGCAUCACACCUGAAUUUUUCAAUGCUCCUGGGACUUCAACUUUAAAUAAUACAGAAACCAACCAAACAAUACUGCCUGAACAAAUCCAUAACCAGUCAGAACAAAAGGAAAGCAUGACUUUUCAGCCUGUUUUGGAUGAGACAGUCAUUAGAGGUUCACCUGUACAUAGUAGAUCCGCAACACCCAGUUUAAUCAAUAAACCAGCCCCAAUAAUUCCUCAUUAUCAGAUGAAUUUAGUCACCGUAGAACAUUUAGCUCCGAAGAGCCAGGUGUAUGAGCCUUCCAGUACUGAAGUUAGUCCUGCGUCUACACCUAAGCUAAGAUCACGUUCUCCAGCAAUAGGAAACUCGAGUAAUGUAAAAGCUCACGCACCACGCAUCAAAGAGCCAACGUCUCAAACAACAUUGUCUAAAAAAAUUGAAAUAAAUAAUAUGCAAAACAUAGGCUCACCUUAUACCAUACAAAAUAAUUUAAAACAACCUUCAUUUAUAAAAGAACCAACAGGUAUAAAUUUAGAAUAUCAGAAAGAGAAUUAUUACAAAGAUUGUUUUGAAGAAAACUCAAUGCUUAAAUUUACGGACCAAAAUUACGGACAAACACAAAUGCAGUCCCAAAAUGCAGCUAAAUAUGGAAGCACAACUGUGCAAAAAAUGGAUAAGAAGUAUGAAGAAUAUGAACAAAUGCACAGUGCUAAAGUCAUAGAAAUUAAAAAGGGGGGUUCAAUUUCCUCAGAUUCAUUCCAACAAAUAGAAUCUAAUAUUCAGCCAUCUAACAUCUCCAAUAAAGUCUUUCCUCAACCUGUAAUAAGCUUACGAGCCACCCAUGAAAGUUUAUCUUCUAAUAUUACUAAUGAAAAUGUUACCACUGCUAAUAGAAAUACUGAAAUUUAUAAACCGAUUCCUUCGAUUUCUGGUGCUAACCAAGAUCCAGCGUGUGAUCCUACCCCAUCGACAGGUUCGAGUGUAGGAGCUGCCUCUCGAGGCAAAGCUUUCGGUGUUUCGUCGGCACCAAAACGAGGCAGGGGAGUUUUGAAUAAAGCUGUACUACCAGGCUCUCGCAUACCUCUUUGUGCAUCCUGCAACGGAAACAUUAGUGUUUUUUGCUUUCUAACAGCUAAUGAAACGCAGAAUUAUGGCAGUCCAGUUAAAACGGAGUUCAAAAGUCAAGCCGAAGAAAGACUUAUAAGGAAGAUGGCUAAAAUGGCUUUAAAUGGCUAUGAAAUAGGAAUCCAGAGAAAAAUAAAGCCUGGUGAUCACAUACAGAGUAUGGCAAACAAAAUUCAGGAUACUGUUGUGACCAAGCAUCCUCUUAAUUCAGACAGUAUUUCAUCAGAAAAUAACAGUCAUGAAAAUACACUAAGAAGACCAUUGAAAAAAAAUACUGAUGAAAUAUAUAAAGCUACUGAUAGCAAUUAUAAUAACACAAAAAAUAUACCAUCUUCAACAUUAUCUAUUAAUGUUGAUAAUGGAUAUCCUCCCAUCCCACCGCCGAUACCAAAUACUCCUGUGCCAACGCUUGAAAUACCGAGUACAUCGAUUUUAAAUUCAAUAAACAUGCAGACUCCAAUAAAACCGUUAGAUUACUCUUUAAAAAACUCUGAAAAUAAUUUACUAACAUUAAAUUUCCUACAAUCAUUAAAUAAUACCGAAAAAUCUCCAAACGGCAGUGGAUAUUCUAGUAGCGACGACAUGAAUAAGGAAAAAUCUGAAAUUAGUAUAAGUAAUGGUAAUACAUUAAGAAAGAAAACGAGCUUUGAAAAGCCUCUUUUUCCUGACGGGAUAAACACAAAUCAAGAUGUACAUAAGUCUGAGAUAAAAGCCGAAAACAAUUACUCCAACACUCUAAGUAAACGUAAAAUUUUUGAAAGAAAUGAAGAAUCAAUCAAAUCAGACGAAACUUUUAGAAAUGGUUUUAAAAGUAACAAUGGUUUGUCAGAACUAAACCAAUCAAAUUUUCUUCGCAAAUCACCUACCGAUACUAGCAAAACUACAGUGAAAAAUAAUGAUGAAUAUACAAAAAAAAUACCCCACAACUUUUGUGACAAUACAAUGUAUGCCUUAAAAUCUCCUAAAUCUGACAAUAAUACUACAAAUAUCCUAGAAAAUGAUAAUGAUGAUAAACAAAAUAACGACACAGAAUUUAAAUUAGAUAAUACAGAAACUGAGACUGUGGUAAGACGCAGAGAAAAAAAGAAAUUUAAAAACGACGAUGGUAGAAGAGAUUCGCAUAUUGUCGCCCGUCCAUUAAGUACUAUGACCUCUGUCGAUGUAGCUGAAGGACAAUAUCCUGUAUGCCACAUAUGUGACAAAGCCAUAACCAGGGGACCAUUCAUAACGGCGUUAGGGCGCAUUUGGUGUCCAGAGCACUUCAUUUGCGUAAACGCUACAUGUCGUCGUCAACUUCAAGAUAUUGGAUUUGUGGAAGAAAAUGGACAACUGUACUGCGAAUUUUGUUUCGAACAAUACAUCGCUCCCGCUUGCGAUAAAUGCCACGCAAAGAUCAAGGGUGAUUGCUUGAAUGCAAUUGGAAAACAUUUCCACCCCGAGUGCUUCAACUGUGUAUACUGCGGCAAGUUAUUCGGUAACAAUCCGUUCUUCUUAGAGGACGGUUUGCCAUAUUGUGAAGCAGACUGGAACGAGCUGUUUACUACAAAAUGUUUUGCUUGCGGGUUCCCCGUGGAGGCUGGCGACAGGUGGGUGGAGGCGCUCAACAAUAACUACCACAGUCAGUGCUUCAACUGCACGGUGUGCAAGAAGAAUCUCGAAGGACAAAGCUUCUUCGCCAGAGGAGGCCGCCCAUACUGCAGGAUACACGCCCGCUAG
This is a messenger RNA of Parnassius apollo (apollo), 7884 nucleotides long. Lineage: Eukaryota; Metazoa; Arthropoda; Insecta; Lepidoptera; Papilionidae. The record is from the annotation of a GenBank genome assembly.